AUGGCCCAUCCGCCACCUCGGUGUCACCCAUCCACACGUGAAAGAAUUCUGCAAAAAAUCCGUCACUGGAUAACAGGGGAUUCCAACACAAGGAUACUCUGGCUCUCAGUCUCUGGCUCCAUGGGGAACGGAAGUCCAGACCAACGUAUCUUUCUUCCUGCCAAAAGUUCACGGACACCAGUCUCUGUCUUCAUCCCAAAUUCCAAUCCCUAA
Molecule: messenger RNA, 213 nt
Organism: Laccaria bicolor S238N-H82
Lineage: Eukaryota; Fungi; Basidiomycota; Agaricomycetes; Agaricales; Hydnangiaceae
Exons: 1
Coding region: 1-213 (70 amino acids)
Source: RefSeq, a predicted model, not a curated record